Messenger RNA from Symbiodinium pilosum, 492 nucleotides. The record is from the annotation of a GenBank genome assembly. NCBI's taxonomy places the organism in Eukaryota, Dinophyceae, Suessiales, Symbiodiniaceae.
AUGGCGGGGCCCGAGCUCAGGCGUCUCUGCGCCGCGUUGCCGGAGAUCAGCCCUGGAGUUCGUUGUCCAACUGGCGAGGCCAGGAUUACAGCCGGUGCCCGCUUAAACGUGGGGCACGUGAUCCAUGCCGUGGCACCGGUCUUCCCCGCCUAUGCCCCCGAGGAAGCAGAGCGGCUGCUGGAGCAAGCGUUUCUGUCUUCAUUGCUCCUUGCCCAGGAAGAAUCGGUGCAUGCGGUGGCUAUUCCUGCCUUAGGCUGUGGCUUGUUUGGCUGCCCUGUAGAGGUGGGUGCUCAUGCAGCCCUGGAAGCCUGCAGAGACUUCUCUAUGGGUCAGGGGCCGAAGCCCGAAGUACACUUCGUGCUUUAUAAAAGCUCAGAGCUGAGGGCGUGGCUGACCGCCACAGAAGCAGUGACCACACCACUCAGCAACCAAAGGACUUUGCACAUGCCUAGCAGCGCGGCGCGCCUGGUGCCGACUCCAAAAUGUGACUGA